Molecule: messenger RNA, 4406 nt
Organism: Oncorhynchus nerka (sockeye salmon)
Lineage: Eukaryota; Metazoa; Chordata; Actinopteri; Salmoniformes; Salmonidae
Exons: 15
Coding region: 645-3257 (870 amino acids)
Molecular function (GO): zinc ion binding
Source: RefSeq, a predicted model, not a curated record
UCUCAUUUGUUGUCUCCACAAAGAGGGCGUUUCGGGAAUGAAGUAAUCUCAAAGAGGGUAUGCAAUAUGGAUAAUUGAUACUAUAGGUUUUGUCGGAGCAUUAUUUUUAAUUAGAUAUCUUCUUGAACAUUUCAGCAUGGCCAUUUGAUGGUCGUUCUAUUCAAAUAACCGAAUCCAACGAGUGGUUAAGGCGGAUCGUUGUCGGGAGGAAAUGACAGAGGGGGACUGAAACAGGAAGGAAUGGCAGCUAACCUUGCUAAGGAGUGUGCGGUACGGGUAGACGUUUCACAAUGUAACGUUAAGUGUAUCAAACAAUUAAAUUAGUAGGUGGCUACAUUGUAGCCAAGUUGUUUGAGCGCGUGUAGUGCAACGGUUAGGACGUUUACAUUAUAUCAGCAUCCAGAGUGUAGAUUUGCUGCAACGUCACUGCAAAGCAAGCGUUCCCCUUUUUUUGUGUGGCUAUUCGUGGAAAAUGAUGGUGGCUGUGGCUCUAGAAACACUGCUACUGCAACACUGCUCGAGUAAGGUACACUGCUGCACUGAACAAAACAGAACCAACGAGUUCAUAUUAGGCCUACCUUUGUAUUCACACGGGCUCAUCCUGCGUUUACAUAAGGUACUGAUCGGUCAGGUCAACUGCAAUCAUGGAUCAUCAUCAACUUCAUCAUCACACACAAGGAAGCAUGUCACCAUCAUAUGUGCCAAGGAAGAGGAAGGCUUCACAACCAAAACAAAAAAGUGGUGUUCCACUACCAGCUAUCCAGAAGAUGCCAGAUAUGAGUGUGAUGAGCAUGAUUGGUGUUCCACCUAAGAAUGAUGACCCCCAUGCCCAGGCGACCCAAAAGAUGAAAAGAUCAUAUGGCAGAAAAAGGUCAAUGGGCCCACUGUAUGAGGAUCUGCAGAAUGUCUCUCUGGGUUCUGGUGUGGAGGAUUCAACCAGCGAGACAUCCUGCUGCUCCGUGGUGUCUUCCAGCCUGGCUGUAGCCAACGGUGAGCUGCCUCCUCCUCCACCACUCUCUGCCAGACUGCCUCACAAGCUGGUGGCUAAAGACUGCUGGCCUAACCAGGCCCCAGACACAAGCAGGGCCCAGGGCCGGGGUCAGGAACCACACCUGCCCUCCGAUUUUGCGAUUAAGAAAAUGCGGAGAGUGGAGGUGGACAACAACAGCACACCUUCUGCUACAAAUUUCCCUCAAGAAGUGAGACAGUCAGUUCCAGUUCCUGUUGGAGGUGGGCAUGUUCAUAGCCAUGUCCAUAGCGGUCACUCAGUGGGAGGUGGGCAUAGCAAUAUCUACAGCAGUCUCUCGGUUGGAGGUGGACAUGCCCAUAACCAUGUCGACAGCGGUCACUUGGUAGGAGGUGGACAUGCCCAUAACCAUGUCGACAGCAGUCACUUGGUAGGAGGUGGACAUGCCCAUAACCAUGUCGACAGCAGUCACUUGGUAGGAGGUGGACAUGUCCAUAGCCAUGUCGACAGUGGUCACUUGGUAGGAGGUGGACAUGUCCAUAGCCAUGUCGACAGCGGUCACUUGGUAGGAGGUGGACAUGCCCAUAGCCAUUUUGACAGCGGUCACUCGGUUGGAGGUCGGCAUGUCCAUAGCCAUUUUGACAGCAGUCACUUGGUAGGAGGUGGACAUGCCCAUAGCCAUGUCCAAAGUGGUCACUUGCUUGGAGGUGGGCAUCUCCAGAGCAGUUACCCUAUUGGAGGUGAACUUGUCCAGAGCAGUUACUCUGUUGUAGGUGGACAUGUUCAUAGAAGUCACACUAUUGGAGGUGUGACUAUCCAGAGCAGUCACAGUCACCCAGCAGAGCCUACCGAGGAAGAGAAAUCUAAAGUCUUCACCUUCACAACCAAGAAGGAACCCCCAGUCUACCCCCCAGGAAGUCAAGAAGAGAGGUGGCAGCUGAUGAUCCUGGGCAAAGGCCGAGUCACGUGCCCCAAGUGUAAAAGUGUGAGCAGGAAGACCGUGGAUGGCCUGAAAAAACAUAUGGAGAGCUGCCGAUUGAAUCCCUUCACGUGUCAGCAAUGCGGGAAACAACUGAAGUCUUCCACGGGAAUGAAGUACCACAUCAUGGCAGACCACAAUAACCUGCCCUCACCAGAUGACAUAAAUGGCCUGGAUGACCAGUCCAUGAAGGAAAAAUUGAGGAAGGUGCUGAAAAGGAUGGGAAAAUUAAAAUGCUCGAAAGAGGGCUGCACUGGUAGUUUCACCAGCAUCAUGGGUUACCUGUACCACACGAAGAAAUGUGGGAAAGAGGAGUCUGAGCUGGAGAAGCUGCUUCUCAACUGCCAACACUGUGGCAAGGUCUACAAGUCCAAGGCAGGCCUGGAGUACCACCUCAAGUCGGAGCACGCACCAGUGCCUGAGAAUGCAGAGGAGGAGGUGGAGGUGAAGGCUCAGAGAGAGCCCAACCCUGAGAGGACACCCAGCGGCCGGGUCAAACGCAUGUCAGCCCAGGUGGCCUUUUUCCACCUACAGGAGAUUGCUAAUGACGAGCUGGCCAAGGAGUGGCCCAAGAGGAAGGUCAUCGGAGACCUUGUCCCAGACGAUAAGAAGCUGAGAUAUGCCCGGCCAGGGCUGCCUGCCUUCAGUCAGGAGGUCCUUCGGAAGUGGAAAAACGAAGUGAAGCUGCAAAAAAAAGUUCAGUGCCCAAACCUGGGCUGCGGCUCAGUCUACACCAGUGUGUCUGGACUGAAGGCUCACCUUGGGCUCUGUGGAAGGGGGGACUUUGAAGCAGGGAAAUACAAAUGCCUAAUCUGUAAGAAAGAGUUCAACUCAGAGAGUGGGGUGAAGUACCACAUCAAUUCUGUCCACUCCCAGGACUGGUUUGUGGUGACCUCAAAAUCCAAGAACUUUGAUAAGGUCCUGAAGACCAAGCCCAAGGUGCACAGCACUGUGAAUGACCCCACUGACCAGCUCCAGCAGCAGACCCUCCAUGUCUUCACCCCCAUCCUAGAGCCCUGGCAGGACAUGCAGAUGGGACCCCCACCAGCGGUGCCUGAGUCAGCCUUGCAGGUCAACCCUGAGGCAGCAGAGGGGAAGAGGAGGGGGAAGGGGAGAGGGAAGGAGAAGGACUGCUAUGACUUCACUGGCAGUGAUCAUUCCAGCAGUGGCAGCAGUGGCAGCUCCAGCAGCGGAUCAGAGACAGAGGAGCCUGAGGGCCAGAGACACAAUGUUGACCAAUGGGCACUGCAGAGACCCAGUAUCAUCGAGACCCACCCUGAAGCCGCCAAGCGACCCAGAAGCAACCUCUAGUUGGGUUUGAUCACCUGACUUCAGAUCAGGGGUCUGUUCAGGAGGGUGCAACGUUACAGAACGUUCAAAUAGAAAUGCAUUCUGCAUUGGUCCUGGGAUGUGUAGUCUGUGUUUCAACUGUAACUAUGAGAUCAUCUUAGACAACUUUUAAUGUGUCUUAUUUUAAUAAGAUUUAUAACUUUUUUGUUUUCUGACAUGUUUACUUAGACUUUUUUUUACCCCCUAUUAUCGGUAGACUUGUGUUCCUCUACAGAUUGUGCCUAGUGUAUGGAUGUAUUAUUUCAUACAACUCCUCAUUAUAACUGAACUGUUAUCAGACCUCUUUUUACAAUGGAUAUUUAACCAUAGCAUGUGGUGUUAAUGUAGCCUGCAUUUUAUAUCAUGGAUUGUGAAAUGUUACCGCAGGAUGAAUUUGAUAUACGGUGGUUGUCGGUUAUAGUUGUCCGUGAUGUGUUAGCGCUGCAUUGUUUGUGGAUGUACGGGCCAGAUGGAAAUAGGUGCAUUUGUCAUUUUAUUUACUCUCUUUGUGCCCCUCUGCUGUAAGAUUGUAUUUAGUUUAUUCUUCUCCUGUUGAGAUUUGUCAGUGCGCUUCUGUUUAAGGUUUUGAAUAGAUUAAUCUGUUUUACUUAGUUUUGAAUAAUGAAGCUGCCCUUAAUUUUUUUAACGAUCCCUAACACAUUGAUUGUUAACAAUUGGGUUUCCCUAUUUGAUGGCUUUGAAAAUGUUACAAAGACAACCAAUGUCUUUCAGAUCAAAGAUUCUGCUUGCGUCCGUGAUCCCUGUAACAGAAACGGGCAUAGUGCAUGCACUUUUAUAUUGACUGAAAUGAACUGUUCAGUCUAAUCAUAGGCAUAUUCCCGUAACCCAACCUUGUGAAAGUUGACAAGUGUGCCAUCAUUUUUGUCUGGCAUUAGACACUGCUUCUUGAGAUGUUCUGUGUUUAAUGAACCAACUGUUGUUAGUCAAAUGAAAGGGAACACAUUUCAAUUCACCAUUUGUGUACAUUUGUAUUCAUGGAAAAACUAUUGUUUCAAGAUUAGAAAACUGCAUUAUACCUUUUUUUAGAAGUACUGUAAUGUACUCCUUUUUUAAACUACCAGCAGUGUUAGCUAUAUCAACAGGUGAAAUAAAAAUAUCUACAUAAUUCUA